AUGACAGUUCUAACAAUCCAAAUUGGGCAGUGUGGAAAUCAACUGGGUUUUGAAUUUUUUGACAUAAUUUACAAUUAUAUAAAUUCAUCAAAAAAUGAAAAUUUUAAAAAUAUGUUAAUUGAUAUGUAUUUUGAUGAAGAAUAUAAAUAUAAUAAUAAUAUUUUCCCAAUUAUUGAAUAUGAAGAAAAUAAAAGUAGAAAAGGUUUUAUGAAUGAACAAAAUAAUAUUGUUUGUUUAAAUAAUUAUGUAGCUAGAUGUAUUUUAAUUGAUAUGGAACCAAAGGUAAUUGAAAAAUGUUUACAUUCAAAUUUAUUAGAAAAAAAUGUAAAUGAUAAUUAUAGUAAUAAAAAAAAAAAAAAACAUUAUAAUGAAGAAAAAAAUAAUGAUGAUGACAAAAAUCAAAAAUAUGUGUGUGGUUUAGAUGAAUAUUACGAGCCAACAAAUAAUUUUUUAAAAGUUUUUAAUAAAAAUGGAAAAAAAGGAAUCGAUGAGCAACAUAAUUGGAAUGACAAAAAUGUAUAUGAUAACAGCUAUUCAGAUGAAAAUAUAAAAAAUAAAGUUAAAAAAAGAUCUAAUGAUUAUUUUACUAAUGAAUGGAAAUAUAAUAAUAAUAAUUUUAUUUAUGGCCUUAACGGUUCAGGUAAUAAUUGGUCAUAUGGGUUUAAUGUUCAUGCAAAAAAUAUAUGUGAACAUUUUUUAAACUUAAUUAAUAAAGAAUUAGAAAAAAAUGAAUCGAAAGAAAAUAUUGAUAAUAUAUUGUUAUUUCAUAGUUUAGCUGGUGGUAGUGGAAGUGGUAUUAGUUCAUAUAUUUCAUAUUUGUUAAAAGAUGAAUUUCCAAAAAUAAAUUUGUUUAAUAUCUGUGUUUUACCUUACAUGUUUGGUGAAAUUAGUGUACAAAGUUUAAAUUCUGUUUUAUGUUUAUCUUCUCUUUACGAUGUGUCUGAUUGUUUAAUACUAUUUGAAAACGACAAAUUUGAAUUAAUGUGUAAAAGAAUUAAUAAUGAAAAUAUUAAUACUAAUGAAAUUAACAAGUAUAUUAGCUUAUUUUUAGCUUCGACAAUUGGAUUACCUAUAGAUUUUACUAAUUUAAAAAAUGGAAAUAAUUAUAAAUAUUCGAACUUUAUGAAUUAUAUUUUAUCAGAUUUAUGCUGUCAUCCUAAUUAUAAAUUAUUAUCAACUCGCUAUUUACCUCAAGUUUUUAAGGAAAAUAUGAAAUUUGAACAAAAUUCUUUUAAUAUGUUAUUAAAAAGAAUGCAUAAAAUGGUAAUUAAAGGUAGCAUUUUAGACUCAGAUGUUACGAAUACUAAAAGUUCUAUAACAGAAUGUUCUAAUUUAGAUAAUUAUUUUGCUCAUUUGUCUUCUAGAAGUAUAAAUAAUAAAAAACUUUUUUCUAAGAAUAUCAAUAUUCCUAUAUAUUUAAAUGAAUCUAUUAGUAACUCUUAUGUAAAUCAUGAAUGUAAUUCAAUAUUUUUAAAAAGAAAUCAAAAAAAUUAUUCCUCUAAAAAGCAAACAUAUCAUCAUUUAAAAAAUCCUACAGAAAUUGUUCCAUCUAGCAAUUUUAUUCAUAACAAUGUUAUUUUUAGCUCGAAAAUGAUAAUGAGAGGAGAAGUUAAUGAAAAUAUUAAUUUUGAUUUAUUUAAAAAUCAUGUAUUGUAUAAUAAUAAAUCUCUUAAUCCUAUGGAAAUAUAUAUUGAUGAAAAUAAACAAUUUAAUUAUAAUAGUAUAUCUAUGAUAUCAAAUUGUCUUACACCAAUUCCAGCCAUAAAGAAAUUUUUGCAAAAUGCUAAAAUGUUAUAUUCUGCAAAUGCUUACAUUUAUCAGUAUAAUAAUUAUGGUGUAACUCAUGAUCAAAUUCAUAAUUCAUUAAUGGCAGUAGAACAAAUUAUAAACUCUUAUGAAAAUUUAUCAAGUGAAUAA
Plasmodium gallinaceum is the source of this 1917-nucleotide messenger RNA. RefSeq names its product delta tubulin, putative. Gene Ontology annotation, cellular component: cytoplasm; microtubule. Lineage: Eukaryota; Apicomplexa; Aconoidasida; Haemosporida; Plasmodiidae. The coding region runs from base 1 to 1917 and encodes 638 amino acids. Gene Ontology annotation, biological process: microtubule cytoskeleton organization; mitotic cell cycle. Gene Ontology annotation, molecular function: structural constituent of cytoskeleton; GTP binding. The record is from RefSeq and is a predicted model, not a curated record. The transcript has a single exon.